UGAGUUAUCGCAGAGUUGUCGACAACAAUGUCAUAUUCGUGUUAAGCAUUGUACAAAUUCUCGAAAUUUUCGCGCAUUGUAUUGCGAAAAACUAUGAAUUCGUAUUGUUGGUGUUGAAAAGCAAGUGUAAAACUUCACGCAAACAAUUGCAAAAUUAAUUCAUAGCAAUUGCAACGCACAUAUUGCUUAUACCAAUUGCCAGCAGAAAACAUGGCGCCCACACCGUUGCCACUGGAGCAAAUGCCCGGCGCGAAUGCGGGCUAUCUGCCAGCCGGUCAGGAAGGAGGCCCACGCAUUAACACCAUGUCCAUGUCGGUGCUGAUUGAUUUCAUCAUACAGCGCACCUACCACGAACUAAUGGUUCUAGCUGAACUGCUGCCGCGCAAGACGGAUAUGGAACGAAAAGUGGAAAUUUAUGCUUAUGCGGCACGCACGCGACAUUUGUUCACACGGCUCAAUGCGUUGGUCAAGUGGGGCAACUCGGUGUCCAAAGUGGACAAAAGCUCUCAGAUAAUGAGCUUUUUGGAUAAGCAGAACAUGCUCUUCGUAGAGACGGCCGAUAUGCUGGCUCGGAUGUCGCGAGAGACAUUGGUGCGAGCACGUUUACCCAACUUCCACAUACCCGCCGCAGUCGAGGUCUUAACCACAGGCACCUACAAUCGUCUGCCAACGUGCAUACGAGAACGCAUUGUGCCACCGGAUGCGAUUACGCCGGCUGAGAAGAGGCAGACAUUGCUGCGUCUCAAUCAGGUCAUACAGCACCGGUUAGUCACAGGCAAAUUGUUACCACAAAUGCGUGACUUUCGCAUACGCAAUGGCCGCGUCACCUUCGAGGUGAAACACGAAUUUAGCGUGGCUCUCACCGUCAUGGGCGACAGUCCCACUGUGCCGUGGCGUCUCCUGGACAUUGAUAUUCUUGUGGAGGACAAGGAGACAGGCGAUGGCAAAUCAUUGGUGCAUCCGUUGCAGGUCACCUAUAUACACCAAUUGAUUCAAGCGCGUCUCGUGGAGAACCCGAAUGCGUUGAGCGAGGUGUACAACUGUUUACACUACUUCUGCCAGUCGCUGCAGUUGGAGGUUCUCUACACUCAAACGCUGCGCUUGAACUACGAGCGACUCGACGACAACAAUAUCAACGUGGAGGAGUAUGUGCCGGGCGUCAAGCUAACGGUGUCCUAUUGGCGUGAUCUCAAGUCGGAGCUGGGCUACCGCCUCACUGUUCAAUCGGAUCCCAGUGAAAUUGGUAGACCUCUGGUCGUUGUCCAUGUGCCCUCUUUAGGUGCCAAGGAGUCUGCCGAAGUGGCAGAUCGGGCUGUGCGCUCGGAGCAUCUCUCCAUGGAGCGGCUGAUAGUGCACACCGUUUAUAUACGAUCCGUGUCUCGCUUAAGUGAUCUCAAGCUCGAAUUCCAGGCUUUUCUUAAAGACGUUGACUUUAACCUGCAAGGUACACCCGCAAUUUUGACGGUGCCCGUCCUGUCACCCUGCUUGCGCGCCGAGCAGAUUCACAUAACCAUUGACACGCACACUGGCAUGUUCCGCUGUCACGUACCCAAGCACCUGGACUGUCCAAUUACGGAUGAGAUGCAGGAGUGUUUGAAUACGGAUCGCAGCAAGCUUCCAGCUUUGCUAUCGGAGCUACGCUAUUGGAUUACCCAUCGUCGAUGCGAGAAAACAUUGCAGCAUCUACCCGCUACGGCUACCGAAACUUUGCCUUUUCUCGCUCCACCCGAACAAGAACUCUUGCAGCCAGGCCGUCACAAGAUCUAUGUCAAGUUACAUCGUCAUCCCAAUAUUAUUCUGGUUGUUCAAUUAAAGGAAAAGUCUGCCAUGCCCAACGAAAUGGAGUACACCUUCCAUCUGGGCUUUGUGGCCUUUCAAAAGGAUGAGAACGAUGUUAUAGACGAGUCGGCCAAGCAACUUGUUUCCAUUGUAGCUCAACCGCCAUCAGAAAUACCCAAAUUCUACACAAAGCUAAUACGUUUAAUUGAGUUUGACACCUUUGUAGCUACACAUGGCCCCGGCACUGAAGUCGACGAGGUGUCCCCGCAUAAGCGAAAGUCUAAUGGUGAUAUUCUGGCACCACCGGCCAAGCAGCAGAAGACUAUUUUCCCUGCAUAUUUUAUACCAGAACUCGCGCACGUAGUAGCAAUGUGCGAUGAGAAGAUACCAUUCCUCAAUCUGGCUCAAACGCUCUCUAAGUACCGCAUUCCGCAUAGCGGAUUGCAAGUGGAGGCGAAUGCCACGUCGUUGGUGCUGAAGAUUCUGGCAUUGCCCAAGCCUGGCACCCAUCAGGCACCGGGAGCGACAGGCGAACAGAAGCCAGCUCCGGCACCCAGUACAUCAUCGGCACUACCAAAGAUCGAGCCACAUGUCUGGGAAGAUCUUAUGCGGCGCGUUCUGUCGAUCUCGGUGCGCUCGCAGACCAACAAAAACAGCCAGGUGCGCAUCUGGGUGGUCGAGUUUGUGUUCUACAGCACGCCUCUGCAAAGCACUCACCAGAAGGAGCUUGGUAGUCGACGCACUGUCAAUCUCACCUACGAGCAGGCCACUCAUGAUUUCUCCAAAACAGUCGAGGACCUACUUAAUGAUUGGUCUAAGAUCGUUUACCUAUAUACGCUGGUUUACGAUUUCGCAGAGCAGCUGCGCAACAAGCGUCUGAGUCUGGGGGACAUGCUGGUGGUCAAGUCCUACACCUACGCCAACUUGUUGAUUGGCUAUGGACCCAAGAAGGAGGUCACCUGCAAUAUUUAUUGGUCUGUGCAGUCGCAUGGCUUCCGAUUGGUAUUCGUGGGUGGCAUCUCAGCUGUGAAUGCGCACUCCAUGAUGCGUGAACAACUGGCCCAACAUCUAAAUCAACAGCACAGUCUCACGUCCAUUGCUCACAUACUGCACGAGACCUACAAUCCGAUGAGCUCCAUAGCCAAGUUGCCAGUGAUUCCGGUGCUGGGCGUACCGCGCCCCCAGGUGCCCGUGCUAUCGUUCUGCAUGCUGCCGCAGUCGCCCUGCUUGAUGCGUCUGACCUAUCAGGCUGUGUAUUGUCUGGAGUUGCGCUUUCGUGCCAAUCGGCUGGUGUCCAUUCGUGAUGGCGCUAGUAACCGCUUUGAUCGUAAUAUCAUCGAGGAGUUCACUCCCAUUCAGGGCCUUAAGGCAUUCCUAUCCAAGUACGUGGAUGAGUCGGCGGUGUAUAGAGGUCGUGCACCACAUGACGACGACAAUCCGCUGUCUCCCAUGGGUUUAGAGGACAACUUUGGCGGCCCAAACAGCGUUGCGGGAGUUGGCGCAGGCGGAUCUUCGCCUUUCCUAAGCGCCGGCAUGCGUGGCCCGCAGUCUCCACGAGAUAGCGGUCUCCGCUUUCCAGCACCACAUACGCCGCCGUCCAGCUCCAAUCCGCAUACACCAGCGAGUCCACAUCCCAGCUCUAGUGGCGGCGGCGCCAGUGGAGGCCAGAGUCAUGCGAAUUUCAAUUUGACAUCGCCACCAGCACCGCAUAUGCCGCAUCCGUCGCCAGGUGGCCUGAUGCCCUCAUCGCCCCUGAAUCCACAGCCCAGUCCACACAUGGUGCACAGUCCGGGACCCAACACUUUGUAUAUGCAAAGUCAUCAGGAUUCGCCAUUCACAGCUAUGUCGCCGGCGAAUAACAAUUGGCCCGGAUCUCCAAGCAUGCCACGUCCAUCACCCCGGCCCGGGCAGAGUCCAGAGCACAAGAGCACGGGUGGGGGUGGCCCAGGUGUGGGCGUGGGUGGUACCGAUCGAAGUGGACAGCGCGGUACUCUCAACCGACCAUGGGCCGGGGCUGUGCCCACGUUGCUGACUCAUGAGGCACUGGAAACGCUGUGCCGACCCAGUCCGCAUCCCAAUAAAGAUAUCAACGUGGGCGAUAUGAGUCCCCUUGAGCGGUUCUUGGGCUGCGUUUACAUGCGGCGCCAGCUGCAUCGCAACAUCCAAAGCGAGGAGUCGUUGACGGCGCUCAACUCAACGGAGCCAGGCGUAGUGCUCUUCAAGGUGGAUGGGCUGCAAUGCCAAGUGAUGCUCAAUCAGCUGCACAUGCAGUCUCUGCAUCUGAAGGUCACCCAGCUCCCACCCAUGCCAGACAAGCCCACUUUCCAGCUCAGUCCCGACGAUCUGCUGGUCAUCGAGCAGUACUUCGACACACGAGUGGCCGCGCCGCCUUAUCGACCCAAUGCACUGCACAGCAUGUGUCGACUAUUGAAUCUGCCCGGUCAUGUGCUCAAGGACUUCGUGCAGAUCAUGCGCCUGGAGCUGAAGCCCGAGCUGGGAGGCGAUCAGCUUAAGUGGACCGUGCAGAUGUGCCUGCGCAUGUCGCCGUCGGCCUUGCCCAUCGUGCCCAUUGGCAGUGCCUGCGUAGUCCUGGGUCGCAUGAAGAUCCUGUUCUUCCUGCACAUCACACGCAUACCGUACAACGGCAAGGACUGGAAGGACAGCCCCUCGUUGGUGCUGCCCAUUGUUCAUGACAUAGCCUCAAACCUAACGCAGGUGGCGGAGAGACGCGAACAGGUGCAAUCGCCUCUGAUGGCUGCUGCGAGUACGCUGCUGCGUGGCUUCGCUGACUACGGAGUGCAGCAGAAUCGCUGCUCACUCUUUCCAGCCGUCACGGAGCUGCUGACCAAUCUGGCCGUGGAUCAGCCGGCGCCGCCACCCAACCAAGCAAUCGGCGCGCCUGUGGGACUUGGCGGCGUCGUUGGCGUUGGCGUGGGCGUAGUUGGCGCUAGCCCAAACACAAUGAUGCCCAUGCAGCAGUUGCAGCCACAGGUCGGACAUGGGCCCCAGCUUGGCCCGAAUCCGGGUGGUCCGCAGUGAUGAAGGCGCAAGCGCCGCGCCUCCUCGCAACAGCCGUGAGGCGGAAUCCAAGGCGCAACUGCGAGCAACACACACAAACACAGGGAAUUCCCAACUAUCAUUCAUUUAUUUAUUGUUUAAAAUACAACACAAGUUUGCAACAUUCACUAGCGUCCACGGAAGACGAGAGACGAGUGUCAAGAUCAAAAUCCAGAUCCAGAUUGAGCUAUAUAAAAAUGUAAUAUCCAGCAUACACAAUACGCAUUACAAUACGAAACUAUUGUACAAAAGAGAUGCACUAAGUACAUGUAAUAAAUCACUAACUAACUGUAAAGCUAACUACU
Molecule: messenger RNA, 5141 nt
Organism: Drosophila arizonae
Lineage: Eukaryota; Metazoa; Arthropoda; Insecta; Diptera; Drosophilidae
Gene: MED14
Product: mediator complex subunit 14
Biological process (GO): regulation of transcription by RNA polymerase II
Cellular component (GO): mediator complex; core mediator complex
Molecular function (GO): transcription coregulator activity
Source: RefSeq, a predicted model, not a curated record